CAGGGCAAAGUUAAAGUCCAACAGUUAUGAUAUAAUCAAACGGCGACUCAGCUCCACAUGGCAGCUCGGUGAAGUUCUGGUUGCUCUCGCUAAGGGUCACCAUGGCCAGGCAGUGGUCUGAGGGCCACUCCUCAUCCAUCCUGUGUGUUGGAGCCUCCGUGGGCCCUGAGGGUCUCCUCGCUUCAGGCUCUGAGGGUGGAGAGGUGACCGUUUGGAGCCAAGAAGGGACCAUCCUAGGCAGACUCACCCUCCCCGGUGAAGAGGACAGCACCAGUGUUGUGUUUUCACCUGCAGUUCCAGGCCAGCUGUACGUGUCGCAUGGAGACACGGUGAGCGUACUCGACCCCAGGAACCUGAAGGGCCCCGUGGAGGAGUUCCAGGGCGCAGGGGAGGAGGAGAUCAAUGCUUUAGCACUGAACGAGACAGGUUCAGCCCUGGCGGUGGCCGAUGACUCUGGGGCUGUGCGGGUGCUGGAGCUUCCUGGGGGAAAAGUGUGUAGGACUCUUCGCAGACACACUAAUAUCUGCUCCUCUGUGGCUUUCAGGCCUCACAGACCCAACAACCUUGUGUCUGCUGGACUGGACAUGCAGGUGAUGCUGUGGGGUCUGCAGAAGACUCGCCCCCUUUGGACGCUGAACCUCCAGGAUGUAGCAGAGGAAGAAGACGACCACCAGCAGCGUCCUGGCCAGCUUUUCAACCCACCGCUGGCUCACUGUGUUUCUGUGGCGAGUUGUGGGAACGUUUUGGCUUGUGCAGCGGAGGACGGGCGUGUCCAUGUGAUGCGGAUCGGCAGCGGCUCUAAACUGGAGCAGCAGGGAGCCGUCAAAGCCCACAGUCAGGGAGCCUCACAAGCCCACUUUGUUAGUUUUCUCUCCCACCCGUACUGGCUUGUCACCGGGGGAAAUGAUGGCCAGGUCGCCCUGUGGGACCUUGGUACGCACCCAGUGGUGGCUCCUGAGGGCAAAGCCAAAACUAAAGCGACGGCUGCCCAACGCAGGAAGGGUAAGAGCAAGACAAAGAGGAAAGAACAAUCCCGAGACAAAGCAAAGACCCCAUCAAAGGCUGAAGCAGAGCAAGAAGCAGCUGAGGUGGAGGAUGACGCAGCAGCAGCUGCAGCAGCAGCAGCAGCAGAUGCAGAGGACGUGAUGGAGGACAAGUCUGGACCCAAACUGAGCAUCAGUCAUGGGGACAAGGUGAACUGGCUGUGUCCUGCUGUGCUGAAAGGAGAACAGUGUGUGGUAGUGGCAGAUCAGAGCUGCAGUCUGACUGUGUACCCUCUGUCUCACCUGUAGAGUGAUUCACUCGUUUUAUUUUUAGUUUGAAUGUUUUUUUGAAAUUCUUCUAAUAUAAUCCUGUGUUUGUUGCUGUUUGAUCUGGCAGCAUCCUUUUUUUUAUUUCUGGGGCCCUGGUAGCUCUUAAUUGGCUGAAUUAGGAGAGUGAGGGGUGUUUGUUGUCACUUCAGGUGAUGCAGGGGUCUGCAGAAACCCCACCCCCCACCCAUUUUGCUGAACUUUUAGCGUUAAGACGAACUUAUUCAGCUGCUGCAAGUAAUGAGCCUUGUCAGGUCAGAGUUUUGGAAACAUAGAGCAAUAAUGAGCCUUUAAAAGUGCAUGUUGACGGCAGCCAAGUUACCAAGGAUCCAAUUAGCUGGCUCUUCACUACUGUUAACCAUGGAGAUGUGUGGAAUAUCUCAGCUGUCUGUAAGAAUUAUUCAUCAAACCAAAAAUGCACCUUUUAGUCCCCAGUUUGUUCAACACUUCAUUAAGUAUACAUUUAAUAAUCAUUACCUGCAAUAAAUCAAUGAAUAAA
Molecule: messenger RNA, 1809 nt
Organism: Lates calcarifer (barramundi perch)
Lineage: Eukaryota; Metazoa; Chordata; Actinopteri; Centropomidae
Gene: wdr53
Product: WD repeat domain 53
Molecular function (GO): protein binding
Source: RefSeq, a predicted model, not a curated record